AUGGGUGAUGGCGUCACUGAGUGGUAUAUUAAUGAAGGACGUGGAUAUCAGCAUAAUGAUAUUAUUGUUGAUAGAUAUGUAGUUCAAGCAAUUAAAACUACUUUAAUUAUGAACCAAAUAAUGAUGAGAAAGUUUCAACAUUUGAUAUAUGAGACGGAUCCAAGAACGCAUAAAGAUUUUGAUCCAAAUAUAAGCUCAAGUCAAAAUAAUCAACAACAGUAG
Messenger RNA from Dentiscutata heterogama, 222 nucleotides. The record is from the annotation of a GenBank genome assembly. NCBI's taxonomy places the organism in Eukaryota, Fungi, Glomeromycota, Glomeromycetes, Diversisporales, Gigasporaceae.